Molecule: messenger RNA, 918 nt
Organism: Trypanosoma rangeli
Lineage: Eukaryota; Euglenozoa; Kinetoplastea; Trypanosomatida; Trypanosomatidae
Product: signal recognition particle subunit SRP68
Exons: 1
Coding region: 1-918 (305 amino acids)
Biological process (GO): SRP-dependent cotranslational protein targeting to membrane
Cellular component (GO): signal recognition particle, endoplasmic reticulum targeting
Molecular function (GO): endoplasmic reticulum signal sequence receptor activity; 7S RNA binding; signal recognition particle binding
Source: RefSeq, a predicted model, not a curated record
AUGGAUCGGCGUAUUGGCUGCCUCAAUGAUGCCUUGGCUCAUGCCCGCCAAGACUUACGUGCCCUCUCUGAUGACAGGCAGAAGACAGAGUUGCAACUUCUGGUACACUACUUGCUUUUUCAGGUUUUUUUUGAGACAUUGCAGCGUACCCUCUUUAUGGUAGAAGUUUAUGUUCGUCGUUUUUGUGCCACCGAAAAAUCGCUUUCAGGAGGAGGCGGUAGCAGCAGUGGUACUGGUAACAAUAAAGUUAAUAUAAACACUAUCAGCUUUGGUGGUAAGAACAAGAAGGAGAUACCACCAUCGCAGUACGCCUCACCGCUGGAAAUUGUUCGUCUGUACGAUGCAGCUCUAGAGACGCUGGAUGAAAUGGAGCUUAUUCCAGGCGUUGCUGGGCGUGCAGAGGUGGAGGAGUUUACUGCGCUUUGUCACGCCGGAAAGCUUCUUUACAUGGGGGAGGGAUGGCGUAUCUCACGAGAAUUGGUGCGGGCGCAAAACUGCUACAGGGCUUCCCUUGCUACCCUUGAAGAGGUGCCGUCGACACCGCUGGUGGAGACGCUUCGCUUGGUGGUAGAGAAGCGCUCUCUGCAGUUGGCAUCCUCGGCGCUUCUCACCACUGUCCCUUCUGGUGUGGCUGUGGGCAAGGUUGGGAAAGAGAUGGAGGAAAAGGAGAAGGCGACACAGUACCUUGUCGAUGCCGGCGAUCAAGUAACUGUCGCCCAGAGCAUUAUUAAAUUCCCUCCGGACUACCAAGCCGUGCCCUGUAAGCCCGUAUUUGUGGAUAUUGCGUUGACUUAUGUCGACUACCCAACCCAAGAGGUUGCUUCCUGCACGAAGCCACAAAAAGAGGAACAAAUUUCCGACUCCGCUGGCAGGAAGGACGAGAAGCGCUGGAAGUGGGGCUGGGGAUGGCGCAAGUGA